UUAUUUUUUUAUUUUUUUUACUGUGGCUGCUUUCUGCCAGGCACAGUGAUGCAUUCGUCACAUGGGGAAGUCAGGCGUGCUGACCUCAACGCUUCUCUUUCUGCUUAAAACGAAGACGUGCGAAACUCUUCGGUCACCGGCGCUCCUCUGUCGUCAUUUUCGAGCGGCUUUCCUUUGUCGUCGUUCGUGGUUUCUGCUGCCAUCUUGCGUUCGUCCGCGGGAUCGCCCGACUCCGAUCGGCGCAUCCAGGUAAACACGAUCGGCUGGUCGAGUCUGCGCAGGUAGUUCGGGAGGAGGUGAGGUCACCCUUGUUGUUUUUUUUUGUUUUGUUUUUCUCUGGAAUAAACAGCCCCGCUUUUUUCCGUCUGCCGGGGGCUCUCCUGAAUUCCCCGAUGCGCUGGUGAGAUAGAAGAGGCUGGGGCAUUCACAAACGAUGUACCUCGUCAGAUUUUUUCAAAGUACUUGUCGAAAGUCCACAGCUGUUUCUGGCGAUCGCUCAAGGUGACUACAUGGCCAUGUUGUUCCUCCUGCUGGUGCUGUUUCAACUCCUCUCCUGCGGAGACUCCGUCUGCCUGAGAAGUUUGCCGUCGCGAAAUGCAGGGCCGGAAAGCCAGCCCCGUGAAGUUUUCGUGGAAGAGGAGGAGGCGAAUAAGUUCCUGGGACGCCAUCUACUGUUCAACCGGUUUGACUUUGAGAUUUUCACGCCGGGCAACCUGGAAAGGGAGUGCUACGAGGAGGUCUGCAACUACGAGGAGGCACGAGAAGUCUUUGAAAAUAACCAGGAUACAGAAGUCUUCUGGAAGAAGUACACCGAGGAUAAGGAUAAGCGGCCAUCACGUCUGGAUGUCACAUCUCUGCUGGUGGGCUUGAUUGCUGUUGGGGUGGCUGUUGUCAUCGUAGGCCUCCUGGCCUGGUACUUUUGCCAAAACAAAUGUAAAGGCGACCUCUCCCAUGCCAACUCCAUCAGGGUGCGUCCAAGACGCAGCAAUGCCUCCCUUAUCAUGCGGAGGCUAGAAGAGGUCUCUUUACAGCCAAUGCCUCCACUUGCACCCCAACCCCCUGUUGAGGACAUUGACUCCCUAGGUCUUCCCUCCUAUGAACAGGCCAUUGCAAGAAGUGGACCACAUGAUGCCCCCCCUCCACCCUACCCUGGCUCAAGACCUGGAAGUAUGCGACGAUAGUAGCUCGGGGAUGAGAAAUCUGCGGAUUUGUCAAGAUCAAAUAUAUAUUUUUACUGCUCACAUGAAUAUAUUUCUAUUUUACUUCACAUUGCAUAUCAGCACCAUAGCCGUGGUAAUGCAUUGUGCUAUUGAUCUUGUCUGAGCUCUCAUUUUACCUCUGUUUUUUUUUAAAUUUUCCCUGGUAUUAUUAUUGUCAGUCUCGUUAAGGUUAAGCUACGUUUUGUUGUGCUAUUUGUGUCAAUAUGUAUUUUGCCACUGUUCUUACCUUAUCUGUUUUCGCAACUUUUAAUAAUUAUUCUCUGAGGUGAUGUAACCCCAGUUCUGUCAGAUAAGACAUUUGUUUGUAUUUUACAAAGUUGGCUGUUUUUUUAUUUAAAUGUAUGGAAAAUGAAGAAACCAUUAUAUGUAGGAAAUUAAGGCUGCAAUACAUCAGAAUAUUACCAGUCUUAAACUGCAAUCGCUUGAAAGUGGGACACGGUAAAUAAUAAUAAAUGUUCCUGAUUCCUGAUGAUGUGUCGAAUGGUGUAGACCAAGAUUAGGACUGGACUACAUUGCAAGAUUAGUAUUAAUUUCAAGUGAAGAGGGAAAGUUGGGGAGGUGUUCCAGGGGUCAAUACAGUUCCCUGUUUCCUGCUGAUAUUGCUGACUGGUUUUAACAGGGGUCCAAUGAUUUCUUCCUAUUUCGACAGACGUUGUACUUAAAGUUGCUGUUUGUCAUGUUUUUGUUUUUUGCAUUUACAGGAUGCAUCUGGAGUGUCAUGAAACAUUGCCCUCUGAAAUCUCCAUAUUUAGUGAGGAGGUUACGUGGGAAGUUUCACUAUUUUAUUGAAGUUGCUCCAGUGUGGUGCAUUGUUAUGUCUGAGGCAGAGGCCUUUCAUCAGCGCUUAUAUUAAGGCAUGGAAGAGCAAUAUUUCCAAAAAGUCCCACCUCAGGGGUUUAUAUGGUAUCUGCAUUUAAUGGUAAUUUCAGCGGGGUUUGAGAUGUUCAGCUUACAUUUUCAAAUAGGCAGGAAGGUUAUAGCUGUGGUGAAGCAGCUUGAGGACAUUAGAAAAAUGGAAAGAGAUAUGCAGAGCAAUACUAUGAAAUAAACUCAGCCAAAGCAAAAACAUGGAACCAAUAUGCAAAAAAUAAAGUUACUAUUUAACUAUAUUUUUGGAUUAGUGAUUAAUCAUCGCUGGUUAAUUGUAGGCUCUGGAUGAAGUAUUGCCAGUAGACCUUGAUGCUGGUGUCUGGUCUCUGUGGUACAGAAAAGGUUCAGUAGAGGAAGGCAUGACAUGGAUCCCGAGCCACAGUUACUUCCUGGUGAGUUGAGUGUUGUGUCUCUGUAACUUAUGGUGCCAAAGUUCAUAACGUGUCGUAACGUCGCCCAAUGUACCGAAGGCCAAGUUUGUUGCAGUUGAUCUGUAAGUGGGACUACUUGAAAUGGAAAACUAUCAGAAGUUUUAAAUAAAUUAAUAUUUCAACUAA
Lampris incognitus (smalleye Pacific opah) is the source of this 2647-nucleotide messenger RNA. It is a transcript of the gene prrg4, whose product is annotated as proline rich Gla (G-carboxyglutamic acid) 4 (transmembrane). Gene Ontology annotation, cellular component: extracellular region. Gene Ontology annotation, molecular function: calcium ion binding. The transcript is spliced from 7 exons. Lineage: Eukaryota; Metazoa; Chordata; Actinopteri; Lampriformes; Lampridae. The record is from RefSeq and is a predicted model, not a curated record. The coding region runs from base 510 to 1181 and encodes 223 amino acids.